Molecule: messenger RNA, 4904 nt
Organism: Hemicordylus capensis (graceful crag lizard)
Lineage: Eukaryota; Metazoa; Chordata; Lepidosauria; Squamata; Cordylidae
Gene: TBATA
Product: thymus, brain and testes associated
Exons: 26
Coding region: 1280-4882 (1200 amino acids)
Biological process (GO): lipid transport; lipoprotein metabolic process
Cellular component (GO): basolateral plasma membrane; Golgi apparatus; endoplasmic reticulum
Molecular function (GO): lipid binding
Source: RefSeq, a predicted model, not a curated record
GUCCCUGCGAGGCCAGUGGGGUGAGGGGGAAUCUUUGCGAAACCCCCCAGCCUUUACGAAGCCCCCCAAAGGGGCUACGGGUAAAAAUAAUAAUAAUAAAAAUAUAAUAUAAGACACUGUACACAUAUUCAGCUUGGCACUAUGUACAGAGAAUCAGGGCUUGUGAAUACUGAGCUGACGCUUAAGAGCUAGGAUUGUAUUCAUUUGCUCUUACUUUGCUUUUUGUGAUAAGUGAGUUAAAUGUGAUGUCUUGCUAAUAUGGCUAUUAAUGGUGAGUUUGUCUUUGAAUCAGUGUGAAACCCCUAAUAUUAAGGCCCACUGGGAGUUUCUUGCUCUCUUUCUCUCAUUUUAACUGUCUUUCUGAAAGACUAGAAUAUAUUCCAAGCAGUGACACAGUUUACUCUGCAUAUCCUUUAAUUAUUUACAGAGUAUCUGGGAAAAGUCAAAUUCUCCAUUGAUUUUUAAAACUUAUGUAAUGGUGAUGCUACAAUGCAUAGUAGAGAAUUAGACGGGCACUUCUGUUUAGUUUUCCAAGUACAUCUCCACAUAUUAUUUGGGUAUUUCAUGAGCCCCCACAUACUGAAAUUUGUAGUUUUCCAGCAUUUUUUGGUCUGGCUAAGUCCACUGCUAAAUAGUUUUUGAAAUAUUAAAAGAUUAACGAGCUUGACUUGUAUUUUUCAGCUGAUAUUAUGGUCAAGUUAUCUGAAAGAUGGGUGUCAGAUGCUUGGACAGGGGGCGCAAUUUCAGUGUUUGCCCUAGGCACUAUUUUCCCUAGAUACGCCUCUGCCCUUACUAACUACUGGUUCAGGAAGCUGUGCAUGAAUAAUGUACCGGUCCAUGACUCCAAAAACACUGAGAAACACUGCCCUAGAUAACAGAGAAAAUGCCCUAGAGAGCCUCAGUACUAUUCAGGAUAACCUUCAGGAACAGCUGAAACAUAUUAUUUCACAAAAAUGCUAAGGUGAAUUAUCCUAGUUGGCAUUUGCUUCUACUGAAAUCUUUAAAAGAGAACUAGAAGCCGAUUCUGGGGUUAAUCAGGGAGAAGGGGGGUCCUGAACAGCAGAAAACAAAACGGAGCAAGGAGAAGGGAGAGAUGGGACGAGCUUGGUGUUGUCAACAAAAGUGUUACCUAGCAACUUUGACACAGUCAGGAACAAAGUAAGUAGACUUUUUAUGUACAGAAGUUAAGCUAUUUUGCAGUUUUUCACCACACUGUGCAGCAAAAAGGGACCUCACACUCCCCCCAUGAUUGUGGCAACAAUUUAAAUGAAAGAAGAAAAUGACCUCAGACAUGAAGAUCUCCAGUCCUCAUCUUCAGCAGAUUGUAACUGAAAAUACAGUUACUCAAGACAAAAUGGAGAAGCUGAAAGGUCCAGUUGCCAAUUCUUUCAAAAGCAACAACAUAACCACUCUAGCAGGGAAACUUAAACAUGUGGCCCUGAAUACCCCACUCCGGUUUAGCAUUCAGGCCCCAAGGUCUCAACUGCAGAGCACUGCUCGGUUUGGCAGCCUCAGCCAUCACUCUUUCUUCUCCAGACACAACCCUCACCCUCAUCGAGUGACUCAUAUCCAAGGUCUGAAUGGGGUUCCUGUUUGCAUGGUUAAUGAUGAAUGGUCUGAGCAGACCAUUCUUCCACCUCAUCCAAUGAUAAAAAGUCAUCUUUGUACAUCUGUUUUGGCAGUCCCUGGGGUUCAAAUGCCCAUUGGAGAUCCACAGCCUAUUCCAAUCCCCAUACUGUCAAUAGGCUCUUUGUCAGAUGCAUGGCGAGAAGAACUGAGGGAACUUGCUGCAAAAGUGAGAGCUGCCUCUUCCAUUGAAACAGAGAAAAAGACCACCACGGAGAAGUCUCGGAGACAGACACAAUACUCAGAAGAAACCGGACGUCUCAUUCCUCCUUCCUCCCGAGCUACAACUCGCCAUUCAUCCCGUCAAGUGCAACGGAACAAUGCCAAGAAUAAAGGCAAAGAUGCUACUUUGUCUUUCCAGGACCAAGAACUAAUAAUUUUAGAGCUGCUGUGUCAGAUCCUGCAGACAGACUCCCUGACAGCUAUUCAGCAGUGGCUACUUGCAGCUAGUCAGAAGGAAAAGAAUAUUGUUAUGGGAUUGUUGCAGAUUGCAACUGCCAACCUACAUAUUGCGCCCCAGGAGCUGACCACAAGCAUGGAGGAGAAACUUCCCUCACAGUUGUCUCAAAAUGCCACAGACUUUGCCUCAAGGCAACAUGGAAGAAAUCAUCCAACCAGCCUGUCUGUAUUAAGACAAAAACAAGAACCUAUCCUAGAGGAAGAAAAGCCAGAGAACCUGGAAGCACCAUCUUUGCACCCAGGGAUCCUGUAUCAGUACCGGUACUCACUGGAGAGCCAGCUAAAUUAUCUAUCAAAAUCAUCUUUGAAUGGAAGCAACCUCCAGGCUGAAGCGUUAGUUGAUGUGCACCUCUUAUGGAGAAAUACCAAUGAUGCAGGAGAGCAGCUUCUCCAUGUUCAAAUCCAGGACCUACAAAUCCAGCACAAUCUGGAUCAUAAGAAGAGCCAGACAAUCCACAGUGAUGAUCCAUCUUUAAAGACUUCAAUGAACACCACAGAACUACAGCAGCCACUUUUCCUCCAUUGGAAUAAUGGGAAGGUUGAAGGCAUCUAUGGAGACAAAGCAGGAAACUCCCUAAUGUUGGAGUUGAAACGUGGCCUUGUCAGCCUUUUCCAGUUUCAAACAGAGUCUGGGACAUCAACUGAGGAGGACAUUUCCGGGAGCUGUCAAGUGACUUAUGCAGUCGCCAAGGAUUCUGUUCAGAAGACAAAAGACCUACACAGCUGCAUAAGACCAAAAUUUGGAUUCAGCUCUGUUAACAAAAUUUUUGGAAUCCAGUGGCAACCCACAAGUAAAACCCUUUACUCUGUUGAGGGAAGUCUCAUCAAAUCUGUGUUGUCUGAGGAAAGUCACAUCAUCUCUCUAACCUUGAAGUCUUCUGUUGGGGUCAAUAUCACCUCCAGGCAACAUCUUGAACUUAAGAGCCAAGUUCCUGGAUCAAAAGAAUUACUUGGAAAGAGUCUUCAAGAAGCUCUGGCUACUCUAGUGGAAAAACCGCGGCCUGUUAAUAUAGCCAGUGACCCUUCCAAGAGAGCCUGCACGGAGUGUCCAAUACUCAGAACCUAUUUGAAAACCCUUGCUAAAAGGAAGAGCAAAAUGAACAUCGCCAAGGCAUCAACCACCUGGCACUUUCAGAAAGUUGUCCAGAUGCUGCGUGAUGCCAAGAAGAGGGAUAUUCGACUACUGUUGAAGAAAGCACCAGAGGAUAUGGUUCCCUUCUGUAUUGAAGCAGCAGUAGCUGCUCAGUCAACCGCUUCCUUGAUGACACUUUCUGAAAUUUUGGAUUUUGGGAACAAAAGGCAAACACCCCUGCUGGAGAAAUUCCUCUAUGCUGCCGCAUUUUCCCCUCGGCCUUCAAAGGAACUUUUGCGUCUGGUGCUAGAUAAACUGGAUGGGAAGAAACCAGAUGUGGCCAUCUGGGAAACAGGAAAUAUUGUCAUUGGGAGUCUGGUUGGCAAGUUGUGUCAGAUGAAACUCUGUGGGCAGGAGGAUGUAAGGCGUGGGAUAGACACUGUACUGAAAAGGCUAGAAAGUGCCAAGGAAGACUCAGAGAAGAUCAUUUUCCUGUUGUCCCUGAAAAGCGCUCUGCUUCCUGAAACCAUCCCUACCCUCUUGCGUUAUGCAGAGGAGGGCUCUGCAGCAGUUUCCGCUGCAGCAAUCUCUGCCCUACAGAGAUAUCCUACAGAGCACAUUUCCAGCCAGGUUAAAAUGGCAAUGAAGCGGAUUUUCCACCAAGUUAGGAGAAGCUAUGCAAAAAUUUCAAGAAUAGCUGCUGCAGAAAUCCUGAUGGACAACAACCCCUCACCAAUGGACUUCACCAAUAUCCUUUUGGCCACCAGAAAACUAGAACCAGAAAUGUCAAGAUUUCUACUGUCAAAAAUUCAAGGCAUUAUUCACUCCCAUCACCAUCCAACCAAGCAUGUGAUCAAAGAUGUUCUGAAAGAUCCACAGAUAAAUAAUUAUGACAUCCUCUCAGCCCAAGCUGGCAGCUCCAUCUGCUUUGCAGGACCACUGGCAGUCACUAAUGGCACUCUCUCUACCUUUGGUCUGGAGCUGCUGUUCUCAGAGUUUGGCCUCCUGAGGAAAAGCGUUGCUGAUUUCAGUCUCCAAAGUCAUGGCCACCAACUACAAGCAGCUCAGGUCACUAUCGAAGCAAAAGGAUUUGAGAAUAUACUGGGAGGUAGUGCUGCCAAUGGAGAAGACACAGAAUUGAUGGUUGGCAUGUCUGCUGCUUUGCUUGAUGUCCAGUUGCGGCCGGUUACUUUCUUCCAAGGGUACACAGAUUUAAUGUCCAAGUUCCUUUCCAGCUCUGAAGAGCCCAUAAGUGUGGUUAAAGGAAAUGUGUUACUGAUGGAUCAUCAACAGGCAAUUCCACUUCAGUCUGGUUUGCAAGCUGUGAUUACUCUUCAGGGUGGACUUGGGCUCGAUGUUUCAGCUGGCAUUGAUGUGAAUUUGUGGGAGCAAGAAUUCAAAACAAGCAUUGAAACAAGGGGUGCACUAACCAUUGAUUUCCAAGCAGAAGUGGAUGCCCCAAACUUUCAAGCCACUAUCAGAAGCCAGACAGAAGUAGAGAUGGCUACAAAUUUUAAUACUGCUGCCCGACUUUCCGACAUGCUCAUGUGUUUGCAGCUUACAGAGGAACAAGUCAUUUACGGAGAAGUCUUCUCAGUUUCUGAAUCCUCUGCAAAUAACAACAACACUGCCCGCAAAGGGAGGUGGACUACCAUCCCUGGACGUGAAUUUCUCUUACACAGAGCCAAUUCUGAAAUGUGCAAAAUCCUGCUUGCGGAACAAUAAAUGUAGGAUCCAUUUGUCAUCA